This is a messenger RNA of Capsella rubella, 678 nucleotides long. RefSeq lists its product as uncharacterized. Bases 1 to 165 code for a protein of 54 amino acids. The record is from RefSeq and is a predicted model, not a curated record. Gene Ontology annotation, biological process: negative regulation of cell population proliferation. The transcript is spliced from 2 exons. NCBI's taxonomy places the organism in Eukaryota, Viridiplantae, Streptophyta, Magnoliopsida, Brassicales, Brassicaceae.
AUGAGGAGUGUGAAGUUGAUGGGGUCAAGCAACAAGGAUAUGGAUAGGCAGGCGAAGAACAGCAAGCUGACUCCAAAUCGGUCCUUGAAGGAGACGAGGUCGAGGUUAUACAUAAUAAGGAGAUGCCUGGUCAUGCUGCUCUGUUGGAGAGAGCCUCGUGAGUAAGAAUCUUGCUUGCCGUACCGUAUGUAUGAUACUAACACAACAUUGGUAUGUAUGUAUGCUACUUAAUUAUACAGAAGAAGAAGAAGAAGAAGAGGAGCAGUGUGUAAAAUGAAACAGUAUAAUACUAUGUUCCACAUUGCUUUGAUCAAGAAAGCUUUAUGGAAGGCACGCAGAUGCUACAAAAACACUUUUACCCUGAUGAUGUCCGAUUGAUGGUGUACAACCUUGGGCACAUCCAUGCGUAGUAGUAGUAGUUAUCUUGUUUUCGUUUUAUAUAAGCCUUUUUCCACUAUGAGGGAAUCAAAGACGUCAGUCCCAAUGAAGAAAUAUUAAACUAUGUUUACAUGUAUAUGUAGAUGAAUGUAAGUAGUCAAGACCUUAAUCUUGAGAGACAUGCCUAAGCUAACUAUUAUUAAGUUGAGGGUAAAGAAAACACACUUGUAAGUUGUAACAAGAUUAUGUACACACAGCUUUAAGCAUUCCUGUGAGUAAUAAUGAUUGGCACUAUGAUAA